ACUGAGGAUAACUUCAGCUCUGGUGUAAGGAACUCAAAGAUGCCUGGUGAAGUUCUCUCUCAGCUUGGGAAUAACAGCAAUGCUUCUGACCUUUGCCUGGCGGAGAGUCAGCAUGUGUCCAUCACCAUCCUGCUCUGCCUGGUCUUCUUCAUUGGCUUCCUCCUGAACACCUUCAGCCUGUGGGUGUUCUGCUGCCGGUUGCCCUGCUGGACGUCUGGAACCACGCUGCAGUUCCACCUGGCCCUCAGCGAUGCCAUCGCCACACCAGUCACUCCCAUGAUGGCAGUUUACUUUGCUAUGGGUAACAACUGGCCAUUCGGUCAGUUCCUGUGUCAACUCAAGAUUGCCCUGCUGAGUUCACAUUUCUAUGGCAGUACCAUUUUCCUCACUCUCAUCAGCAUUCAUCGGUAUGUGGCUGUUGUUCACUUCAACAGGAGCUCUUGUAUAAAACGGAAGGAGUUUGUCAGGAAGCUCUGCGCUGGAGUUUGGUCUCUGCUACUGAUCCAGGCUCUGAUCUUUGCUUUUACUCUUCCUACCACCACAGAAGGGAAAAACAAACAAUGUCUCUCCAUUCAUCAGACCAAACUGACAGAAUCCUACUUUGUCAUUAACUUUAUCCUGUUUAUCUUCGGGUUUUUACUCCCUUUCUUUGUGUCUGCUGCAUGCUAUAGCCGUCUAGCAAACACCUUAACUCGCUUAAACAUUAGCACAGCUAAAGGUCUGAAAGUGAAGGUGAAAUCUCAGAGGAUGAUAGGUGUGUGUCUGGUUAUAUUCGCUUUGUGCUUCCUGCCUCUGAAUGUGGUACGGACUGUAGGAGUCAUAUUAAAAAAAUACUACCCGCAACAAUGCCAUCUUCUCCUUCAGUUUGAGACAGCAUAUUACGCAACCUGGAUUUUUGCGGGAGUAAACAGCUGCCUGGAUCCACUGUUGUACUACUUCGGUUCGCAAAACUUUCGAGAUACCUUCCAGUCUUUCAGGAAGGGGCAGGUAGACAUUCAGAACAGAAGUGAUUCAGAAAUGACUGGAAAUUUCUAA
This is a messenger RNA of Maylandia zebra (zebra mbuna), 1035 nucleotides long. Its product is annotated as P2Y purinoceptor 2. The record is from RefSeq and is a predicted model, not a curated record. Gene Ontology annotation, molecular function: G protein-coupled receptor activity. Lineage: Eukaryota; Metazoa; Chordata; Actinopteri; Cichliformes; Cichlidae. Gene Ontology annotation, biological process: G protein-coupled receptor signaling pathway. Gene Ontology annotation, cellular component: plasma membrane.